UUAGAAUAUGAUUUAUUGUUGGCGUCAGAGAUGCAAAGUAACGAAUACUUCAAUACUGUAUUUAAGUAGAAUUUUCUGGUAUCUUUACUUUACUGCUGUACUUUUUUGUGCCUACUGUAUACUUCUUUAUACUUCUACUUCUCACAUUUUAGCACGUGUGUCUGUACUUUGUAAUCCGUACAUUUGUAAAUCAGGCCCCAGCACGCGUGCUUUGGACGCAAGAUUACUUCAAAAUUUUGUACAUACAUUAUAUUUUAGACCCUGUACGUCUUACUUCCACUUGACUAAAAAGUCUAGUCAAUGCUUCUACUUUUAUUUGAUUAUUUUUAAACAGAGUUAUCUAAACUGUAGUAAGGAAGUGUGUACUUUUGACACCUUUGGUUAGCGUGAACACUGUAAAUUUCGUCACAAACAGAUUUAUAUAUUUAUCAAUACUUCUAUUCGUUAUUCUAUUCUGUACGCUUUUUUAUUGCCCAUAUUUUAGUUAGCCCCUGUUCAAUUGACUGUUAUAUGCCAAUAGAAACAUAUCUCAAAAAUUAAAGUGUCUUGUUAAAUAUUUGGGGGUUUUUUUCAAGAAUUUUCUUCCCAAAUCUCUUACAUGCCAACUGUAAAUUGUUAUUUCUGCUAAAACCUACACUUAAAUGUGUAUAUGGUGUUUAUCUGUUUUUCUCUCUCUCUGUUUUAGAUGCACAUAUCAAUCUGGAAUUCGGCCUUAAAGCCAGAAUUGCAGGAAUGCAACACGUGUUGCAGAGGACUCUUUCACUGCCCUCUGUGCCCCACUUUCAGCCCUAGUGUCAGGGCAAAGAUUGAGGAGCAUCUAAGUGGGCAUAUAAAAAAUGCUUUGCAUUUCAAUGGUAUGUUUGUAUUAAAUAUACUUUAUAGUUAUAAAUAUGCACUUUUUUAAGCACUUCUGCAGUAUCUUUGUUGACUUAAAAGCUGCUGUUGACAUUCUACAGUUCAGUGCAUUCAUCUGCAACAAAAAUUGUGUUUUUAUAAAAUAUAUUUUUAUUUACUUUUCACCACUUUUCUUGACAUAACUUUUGUGAUCCAUACCAUUUUGCUUUCAUUAUUGAGGUUGGCUUGGAUGUUUUUGUUAACAUGUACAAUCUGAUUGUUAGAUAAAUUGAUUGCAUUCUAUACAGUACAUUUAAAUUACAUGUUGUUGUUUGUUUGUUUGUUUGUUUUUUAUCUCUUACAGAUAAACUGAUAUGCCGGUGCAGGCUGCCUUGUAGGACAACAGGACACUUUCACUGCCCUGUCUGUAAGAUUACAAUCAUACGGCGUGGGGAUAUGGCAAGGCAUUUAUUGUCUUGUCAGCAUUCUUCAAUGCCAAGUCAGCCACCAUCAUCAGGACUGCUCCCUGCUGAACCCUCAGAGGAGACCCGUAUUCCUCCGGCAGCACUCACCGAGGAGACCCGUCUCCCCCCCAAGGUUUUGUCUUCGGUAUCUGAACCAUUUUCUGAAUCUUUGUUAGAACAUUCAUAUGCUCUACCCUCUGUGUUCAAUAAAAUUGCAGCUGAUGGAAAGUCCAUGAAAAUGACAUGCCCCCACUGUGGCCUUACUCUUCGUACAAAAAACUACAAGGCUCACAUGAUGAGGAAGCACUCCAACCAAUCAAUAGAUGUUUGCCUGGCCAGUCAUCUGCAGUGUGUUUGUGUAGGUGAAACUACAGGGUUAUUUGCUGUGCAGAGAACUGGCCAUGGGUGUUCUGUGCCAGUUCACGUUCAGAGGAAAACAUGGGGGAUGUCUCACAAUAUCAGAUGUGAGCUGGAGGAAUGUCAGCAAUACCAGUUGCUGGCCCAGCGGAGCGGACUAGGCUUCAGUUUAUGUGAGCACCUUCGCUCACUAGAUUACUGCCGAGAAACUGUAAAGGAGGUUUUUCUUCAAGAGCACAUCGUGAUGGAAAUGGUGGACCUUAAAUUUUUUGGAGAGGCCAAAGCUGCUACAUGCAUAAAGAGACAGAAAGCUGCCCAGAUGGCACAUGCUCCACUUUGUGUGAGGGUGGAUUUUGGUGGAUCCUCAACACAGAUCUGUUUGUCUGUAUUUGAGCCGGAAAUACACAGUUUCUGCCGUCUUGGCAGAAUAUUUGUGACUUACAAUGCUCUGAGGAACACCUGGCAUUGUGCUUGUGCAAAGCCACGAAUAUCAUGUCCUCAUAAAAGCAUAGCUAAAUGGCAUCUCUUCCAGACACAGAGAGACAUCUUCAAAUCAACUGUACCACUAUCAUCAAGCACCCCAUCACAGAUCACUCAGGAGAGUUCUUCCUUUAAGGACAAUGCUGCCGUCGAACGGAGUAUACGCUAUAUUUUUAAAGAGAAAAAAAUUCCUGGAUCUCUUCCAGAACAUGUCAUCUCACAGAAAAUGGAUCAUCAGAAACGGCUCUUUCCAUGUGAAACGUUGUGCCAGGUGUGCCCAGAGCACCCAAAACUUGAUGAGGCUGUUCUAGUUACCAAUAAAGCGAGGAUUGUCAGCAUGAUGGGAGUGAUUGAGAAUGUUUCAACACACCAUAGAUCGUGUCCUCAGUGCCACAUGGUCUACAGAUACCAGGAGUGGACAGAUGGGCUUCACAACUUUGACAACCACGUUGUUUUGUCUCUUGAACUUUGCCUUUUUUUGAGAGAAAAUCUGCAGGUGAGGAUCGCAAAAAUAAAAUAUACUCAUCUAAAGAUUGCUUUAAAAAUGUGUUUGUGUCAUUAUAUGUUGGUGCCCAAAUUUAAAUAACUGUGUAAUCACAGUCUUCUUCACUCUAUUGUCAUAUUACAGAACCAUGUAUCCGCUUCAAGGGUCAUUGACUCAUUGGAGGGCUUAAGAAGAGUGAAGUUUCCUUCUAGGGAUACCAUUUUUCAUGCUUAUUGCCAUUUUGAGGCUUUGACAGACGCAGAAUACAUGUACUCCUGCAUAAACUGUGGGUUUCCCCCCCCUUUGGUAGUUAUGG
This is a messenger RNA of Oreochromis aureus, 2935 nucleotides long. RefSeq lists its product as uncharacterized. The coding region runs from base 1291 to 2721 and encodes 476 amino acids. The transcript is spliced from 2 exons. NCBI's taxonomy places the organism in Eukaryota, Metazoa, Chordata, Actinopteri, Cichliformes, Cichlidae. The record is from RefSeq and is a predicted model, not a curated record.